Molecule: messenger RNA, 2001 nt
Organism: Dermatophagoides pteronyssinus (European house dust mite)
Lineage: Eukaryota; Metazoa; Arthropoda; Arachnida; Sarcoptiformes; Pyroglyphidae
Product: glucose-fructose oxidoreductase domain-containing protein 2
Molecular function (GO): nucleotide binding
Source: RefSeq, a predicted model, not a curated record
CAUCAACAACAAAAAAUUGAUUGCAAUACACAUCAUCAUCAUCAACAUAGAAAUGUCAAAAUAUUAAAUAUCUCAUCAAUGGAAGUAUUUUUUUGUGUAUCUAUAGUUGAUGAUUAUUAUUACAAAAGUGAUAACGUUUUCUUUAAAGUGUAAAAUACGAUAACAACAAUAACAACUUAUUGUGUGUGUGUGUGCGGUGGCAAAGCCAAAGUUUGAAGGAAAUUGAUUUCUGUUGUGUGAUUUGAUUUUUUAUUUUGUUGACUUUUUAAAAUUUUCAAUCAAACAAUUGCCGAAAAAAAUCGAAGAAAAAAAAUGGUGUUACCUGGUGUUGGUUUUUUUGGUUCGGGUACAUUAGCCCAAUUAUUGAUCGAUCAAUUACAGGAACAAGGUUUCUGUAUUGAAGGUAUUUGGUCACCAAAUGUUGAUGAUGCUAAAAAUUUAAGUCAUUCACGUUCAAUACCAUUUUAUUCAUCGAUUAUUGAUAAAGUAUUAUUAUUACCAUCGGUACAAUUAAUUAUAACAGCAUGUCCACCACAUUAUCAUAAUCAAAUUGCAUCCAAAGCCUGUGGUAUUGGUAAACAUGUUAUUUGUGAUUGGCCACCAUCACAUUCAUUAAAGGAUACGGUUACAAUGCGUAAAGCUGCAUCAAAUUAUCCGGCAUUGAUAACAUUAUUUUUGACAGGUUUACGUUUUGUACCAACAUUUAAUAUAAUGCGUCGUUUAAUAAUUGAUGAAAAUUUUCUUGGUCAUAUACGAUUGAUUAAUGCAACAGUUAUGUGUGAUGUUAUUUCGGUUUAUAAGGAAAAAUCAAUCAUCUGGGAUAAACAUAUGGGUGGUGGAUUAUUAUCAUUAUAUGGUACGAAUAUGAUCGAUAUAAUUAGUUUUCUAACCGAUUAUCGUGCACAUCGUGUUCAUGGAAUGAUCCAAUGUUUUAAACAGCUUAGUCAAAAUGCCAUUCGUUUUAAUACAACUGAAGAUUAUGUUAAUUUUCAAAUGGAAUUACAUCCAAUGAUCAAUGACAAACGUUCAAUGAUGAUGAUGAAUAAAAAUAAUAAAACAAAAUUAUUGACAGCAAUUAAAGAUGAUCCAAUCAUUGCCAAUAUACAGCUUAAUGGCCAUCAUUAUAAUUGUCAACCUAAACAUGAAAUAUAUGUUUAUGGUACAAAUGGUUAUCUUGUUUGUCGUGAUGGUGAUCUAUAUGCAUUUCGUACAAAUAAUAAUGAUUCAAUUAAAAAUAAUAUCGAUUCUAAUCGUAUGUUAAUAACAGCAUUACAACAGCCAUUAUUAAAUGAUAAUAAUGUUUUUGGACGUGAAACAUUAUUAUAUAAAUUACAAGAUUUACCAAUUACAACAACAACAACAACAACAACAAAACAUUAUCAUCAUUAUCCAUAUGAAACAUCAUCAUCAUCAUCAUCAUCAUCAUCAUAUAAUGUUUAUCCAAAAAUCUAUUUAAUCGGUAUACGAUUAAUGAUACAGGCAUUAAAAAAUGCAUUUCAUGGCACAACGAAUAAUAAUAAUAAUAAUAAUAAUAAUUUUUUACAUUCAUCAUCAUCGAAUGGCCACCACCACCACCAUCACCAUGAUCAUCAUCACGAUGAUAAUAAUGAUGAUGAUGAUGAUGAUAAUUCAAUUAUCAUGUCAAAUGGUGUAUUUAAUGAUCAUAAUAUGAUAAAUGGAAAACAACAACAACAACAACAACGACAAUCUAAACAACAACAACAACAAAAACAUGAAAUGAUACAAUGGAUUAAAGAUCCAGUUAAUCAAGCUGUUUCAUUUGAUGAUGGUAUCUAUCUACAAUCAGUAUUAGAAUCGAUAAGAAAAUCAUCCGAUUUACGUGAAUGGAUUCGUAUACAUUUAUUUGAUUGAAAUUUUUUUUCAAUUUUUUUUUUUAAAAAAAACAUCAAAACAAAAGAUCUACUUAUAUAAACAAAUUAUGACCUCAAAUCAUAAUUAUCAAUGAACAAGCAUUUAUAUUGACAACAUGGAUAAUUUUUU